AUGCUGGCAUUUCUAGGACAUGGACGAAUACAAACCGACUAUCAUUAUUACAUCCAUCAUUUCAACUUAGAAUCAGAUUUGCUAGAUUUAAAAUCAAAAUUCAAACAAGUAGAAGCGAAUCAGUUCACCAUUCUUAUCCUAAAUAAAUUCAAUGAGUUAGAUUCAAUCUUAAAAAAUCUUUUGCCAAUUAAAAGAAGGAAAAGAUGGAACAGCUUAGGAACAGUUUGGAAGUAUUUAGCGGGAAGUCCCGACGCUAACGAUCUUAAAAUCAUCAAUAGUUCGAUUAAUGGUCUCAUUACCAAUAACAAUGAACAGGUUAGAAUUAACAGGGAAAUCUCAUUACAAAUGAAAGAAGCACUGUUCAAAAUUAAAGAAUCCAAUCAAUUGUUCAACUCAAAAUCAUCCGAAUUGUAUUCUAUAAACAUAUUUUUGAACCUUAAUUUUCUAAACGAGAAAUUAUAUCAAAUUAUACAAACAGUAACAUUAGCAAAAGCAGGGAUACUUAAUGAAAAAGUGUUAAGUCAGGCCGAAAUUGAUUUACUAGUUAAGGAUUUACGCAAGGAGAAUCUGACCGUUUGGAACAUCGCUGAAGCACUAACCUACGUCACCACAUCUAUAGUCACCAACGAACUCGAUAUCGCACUUCUACUCAAGCUACCGAAGUUGGAUCCCAGGGUCUUCAAGAAAAUUUAUGUUUUACCAAUAUGGUUCCUUCGUCAACAACUUCAUAUUUCCAAUAGUAAUUACGGAAACGAGUAUUACACCGUUAGUAGCCUACAGCCAACGAUUUUCAAUUCCAAGGACAUAACACUGGAUUCUACGGCGUGUGUACCAAACCUGCUAAACGGGAAAACAGUCAAAUGUGAUUAUUUAGCCAAUCCGGUGGAAGAGAUCGUGUCGACUGAUAACCAACACCUCAUCACGAAUAUAUUUGGAAAAUUUAUCAUGCAUUCCAACUGCGGUCCAUUUGAAAGGAACCUGUCAAGGACUUACCUAAUUUCGUUCAACAAUUGUGAAGUAACUAUUAACAAUCAAACGUUUUCAAACUAUAACCAGAGCAUCACAGGUGAACCUAUUUACUUACCGCUGUAUGGUAUUCCUAUCGAAAAACAACAUACCGUUGUUAAUCUGAGCCUACAUCAUCUGCAUAAUCUACACCUGGAGGCAAGGAAAGAGAUGGAGGAAAUCCGUCUAAACACCACCAGCAUUCAAUGA
This is a messenger RNA of Ochlerotatus camptorhynchus, 1215 nucleotides long. RefSeq lists its product as uncharacterized. The coding region runs from base 1 to 1215 and encodes 404 amino acids. NCBI's taxonomy places the organism in Eukaryota, Metazoa, Arthropoda, Insecta, Diptera, Culicidae. The transcript has 2 exons. The record is from RefSeq and is a predicted model, not a curated record.